AUGAAUAAUAUCAUACUUGUUCUUGCUAUGAUGAUCCUCUUCUCAAGCAGUGUCGUCACAACAAGCGAAGUAGAGUCAUCAACUAACCAAGAGCUCUUUCGAUCGGGGUGGUUCCACCCUAGCUUUCACCCCAAGCCAUAUGUAAACCCUAGAAAAGCCUUCCCCGGGAUCAUUAGAUGCUUGUCCGACAAAGAGGAGGUAAGUGCAUGUUUUGAUUAUAUCGUUAGGAGUUUUGACACCGGAGCCAAAUGUUGCGACGCGGUCAAUAAGAUGAUCCAAGAUUGUGAGACCGUCUUUGGAUCUUUUCGUAACUCCUUCUACACCGACUUUGUCAAGCUACACUGCUCCAUUGUUUAA
Molecule: messenger RNA, 357 nt
Organism: Eruca vesicaria subsp. sativa (arugula)
Lineage: Eukaryota; Viridiplantae; Streptophyta; Magnoliopsida; Brassicales; Brassicaceae
Source: the annotation of a GenBank genome assembly